Mya arenaria is the source of this 2989-nucleotide messenger RNA. Its product is annotated as transmembrane prolyl 4-hydroxylase-like. Lineage: Eukaryota; Metazoa; Mollusca; Bivalvia; Myida; Myidae. The transcript has 9 exons. Bases 697 to 1956 code for a protein of 419 amino acids. Gene Ontology annotation, molecular function: L-ascorbic acid binding; procollagen-proline 4-dioxygenase activity; iron ion binding. Gene Ontology annotation, biological process: peptidyl-proline hydroxylation to 4-hydroxy-L-proline. The record is from RefSeq and is a predicted model, not a curated record. Gene Ontology annotation, cellular component: endoplasmic reticulum.
AAAGAAUACUUGUGACAUUCCACGUGUGGUUAUCAGCAUACGUAUUUUUAUGAGGUCAAAUAAAAUGUUCAUGCAUUUCAUUAUUUUUCAUGUCAGUUAGUUUAAACUUCUUAAUUUGAAAAGUUAAUCGCGUUAUAGUUUUAAAUCUCGUUUUAACAACGAAACUUUUGAGUCUGAUCAUAUGCUGUGGGGAACACCGGAUUACUUGUGUGGCUUAAGAGAACCAACUCACUCGCGCCCUGACUGGGAAUGGAACACGGAAAGCCUUGAUUUAUGGUUGAGAAGUACAUCGAAACAGUCAACGAAUUCCUCCCGGAUGGCACGUAUCUAGUCCAAAUAAAUAGAGGAGUUACAUAACACAUACUUGCUCGUGUAGUUACAAAUGUUGCUGCAAGAAACAAAUAAACUGAAUUCGAGAAUUACCAAUGUUUUUUGACAAACAAAAUAUUAUCAUUGCUACGUGGCCAAAUUCGUAUUUGCAGCUGCCUAGGAUCAAUGACAAAGCGUUUAAAUCACUUGUCGCUUCUGGUUUAAUGAUAAAAUCUUAAUCAAUUAACAAGGCUUGAUUUCAAUGAUUACAUUUGUCUACUGGCAAACACGUUUAAUCUCAUGUCAGGACGCCGAUGAAAACUUUAUAGAACCAGCUUGGACGGACAACUAAUAUUCAAAGUAGACGUUAAAUGUCACGAAAACACAAUGAUGAGCCCAAUAAAAGUGUUGCUAGCUUUGAUAGUGACUCUGCUUCUGUCUGGUGCGUUUGUGACUUGUUUGGAGGAAGAGAAAUGUACAGAUAGUUCAUGUGGAGAAAUUGAUGAAGAUGUUAUAGAUAUUCCACUGGAACAUGAAAAACGAAAAUAUUUUAGAGAAGGUCAGGAAGAGGUGAUUAACGAUGAAGACUUUGUAGAUAUUAUAGAUGAAAAUGAAGAAGAAGAACUCCAAUUUGUUAAAAAAGACACUAUUGAAUUAUCAACCGAAGAUCUAUAUCUAAGAAUUCCCGACAAUGAAAGGGGAGAGUUGAAUGACAUAGAAGGAGAGGUAGUUAAUGCUGUGAGAGAUACGUUCGAGUUUUCUCCACUCGCGAGAGUGUCUCCGGGCACUGUUGGAGAGGAAGUAAAAGUGGAACUCGAAGAGGGUGUCUGGUUUACCCGGAUAACUCGAGCAAUACAGCCGCCAGUGUUUGAGAUACCAAACUUUCUAUCGGAUGAAGAAUGUGAUCACAUAAUGGAAACGGCUAAGGCAAACGGUCUGAACGUUAGCAACUUGUUCGGUGACGACGUUUUGGACGAGUUUGAAAAUAAGAUCCCUCUGGCUGAAGUGUCAAGAGUCUCGCAGCAGACUUGGUUGGAAGAACAACAUAUAGGCGGGAAGUUCUGGAACAGACUUCAGAACAAACUUGCCAAAUUGACAGAGCUACCACUGGGUGUCAUCCAACGAGGGGAGCCUAUUCAGGUUGUCAGUUACACUGCUGGGGGUCACUACCACGCUCACCUCGAUUCAGUGGAUGAUUAUGACAAACCCUGUUGCUUCCAGACAAGAUGUGGGGACAAGGAAAAUACCCCACAAUGGUCAGAAUGCUGUAGAUUAUGCAGAUACAUGACUGUGUUGUACUAUCUGAGCGACACAGAAGAUGGAGGAGAGACGGCAUUUCCUAUCGCUGACGCAAACGAUUCAUUUGUUGAGGAAAAGUUUGAAAACUUGGAAGACCAGGACUGGUACAAUCUCAGCUACUAUUGCUACAACUCCAGUCUGGUUGUGAAACCCAAACGCGGAACGGCAAUCAUGUGGUACAACCACUUCGUUGACGAAGAGACUGGGUAUCUAGGACUUACAGAUCGGCGCUCGCAUCACGGUGGCUGUGACUUGCGGAAAGGCAUGAAAUGGAUAGCCAACAACUGGAUAUCAGGAACAACCGUAGACGACCGCUUUAAGUCAUCUGUCUUCUAUGAUGGACCAUGAAAGAAUAAGGCCUAAAAAAUUUGGUUUGGUUAGGGUUACAUCCUUUUCAAAAAUAGGUAGGGUAGGUAGGCUUUUCUUUUUUUUAUUAGGCUUUAUAUAAAAAUGUCAUUCUCAUCAUUGGAUAAUGAUGUUAAAGUUAUCUUCUGUAUACGCAUUUAAGGUUUUCAACUACAAAGUGAAAAGCAAUUUAAGUUUUUUUUUUUUUAGUUUUUCAGUUUUUUGCCCAAACUGACUAUAAAAACGGUAGGGUCGGCGCCUCUUACGUUGGUAGGGUCGGGUAACCCGAACCAAAUGUAUUUGUUUAGGCCUAACUAUUCGAAAUGCUGUAGUUUUCUGACAUUGUUAAACUGCAGUAAUUCAUAGUUAUUUUAUGCUAGAUAGUUGGUAGGAGUGACUGACCCCUUUGAUAAAUCUGAAGAAAAAAUAAAUAUUUUAGGUUAAAUGUCACUAAAUUUUGUACAGGUCAAAUGACACCAAAGCUGGAGUUCAUUCCCAUCAAAUCACUGUGGUUUUUAUUAGUUGCAUGGAAUGCAUACAAUCAUUUGUUCCUAUACGUCGGCAUUGCCCGUGUUUAGAGCUUAACUUUCACAGAAAUGUUCAUUUUUCUUAAAGCGUUAGUAACGCAUUUAGCCAUUUUAAACAUCAAUUUUCGAGCGUAAAUAUUAGAAACUGCGAUCUGAACUUUUAUAUGCAGUUUUUUAUCACCGGUCUUAAGAAAUUUACGCCAAAUGUGGCUCAAUUAAAGACAAAUAAAUAAAUAAAAACGUUAUCAAAACGGUCUAGCUGUGUGCAACUUUGACAAGUGUGCAUGCUUGACGUACAAAAAAUAUCGUUGCACAGCAACAGUUUGUAUGGAUAAAAUUGUGUAUACAUGCACAUUUGUAAUUUUUUUUGUGAAUGCUUAUUUUAUGACAUGUUGUUUUCGUCUUUAAGUUCAAUAUACAUACUUACAUAUAAUACAGACCUCUGUUAAAUUUUCUAUGUUACAUAUAUCACAUUCCUAGAAAUGGUAUUUAUUAAAACUUUGAGAUUU